UACAGCAUGGUUAGCUUCCUGUGGAGAACCUGCAGCUCCAGGUGAACCUGGAGAACCAAAAUGUCUUCAAGAAAACAAUCAAACCUACAGAAACCUAAAAAUGUCCAUCAACACGAAUCAGUAAAUGCAAAAAAAAAAAACUCCUGAUUGAGUAAAAUAAAUUAUAAAAAGUCUCAAAAUCUCACUUCUGUAACGCUGAAAUAUCUAAUCAUCAUAAUUUUUUAUAUUUUCAUGCAUAGUUCACCGCUGCAGCAAUCUGACUGGGAAAUGUCGCCCCCUGCAGGCUCAAUGUGUCACUGCAGGAUAUUUAAACUAUCAAACUCAUUGAUUCAGAAACAUUUCCAUCUGAUACAGACUUCCUGGUGUUUCCAGCGGAUCGAGCAGCAUCUGGGUCGGUCUGGUUGUGUUUGUGGGUCAGAGACUAAAAGAACCGGAGUUGCUAAAUAAAGGCCUUCAGAACCGGGUCAGACCUCUUUUCUGUUCCCCAGUAACGACGACCGGCCCCUCGGCGACCGCGACACUCACUUCCAGGUAGAGGAAGAUGAGGAGGAGAGAGAUGAAGCUUCAGCAGCAGAUCCACAGAAUUUCACCGAACCGUUCUCAGAACCGUCAGUGGGUUCAGAGGAACGAUCCGGUUCUGAACAUAUCUAACUCCAGAAGAAAAGGAGCUGGGAAAGCAGCUUCAGAACUAAACCUGGGUCACAUCGUCAAAACGGACCGACCGGACCGGCCCGGACUGCCUCAGUGUUUCCGUGGGCUGUUUUGGACCAGAACCAGAAGCUAUUCAGGUGCGUUGAAUCAUCAUUUCUGGGUUUGAAUGAACAUUUUGGUGCUGGGCAGCUUCUGCUAUUCCACUAAUAGUUUAGCUAAUUUUUGGUUUAGCGCUUUUGAUAACCUUGAAAACGUUUUAGCACGUUUUAUUCUCUCCCUGGUGGCACCAACAACCUUUUCAGCAUGUCAAUGUUCUUCUUAGGCCUUCUAACGAGCCAUCAUCUGAUCCAGGUGCGUUAAACCAAGGAGAGACUAAAACAUGCAGGAGGCCCUCGGGACCCUGCCUUAGACUAAAAACCACCAGAAACUUUAAAGGGGCGGUUCAUUUUAUAACUGUUUGGUGAAUAUAAUUAGACUAAGUUUCUCUAAGGCAGUGUUUUCUGAGCUCUUCAUGUUGGAGGAUCUUUGUGUUUGAAGGAAAUUAAUCCGACCAAUGAGGUAUUUUUUGAGUCUCCGGGCAGAAAUUCCUCCACCCAGAUCAUCAGGACCAACGGGACUCCGGUUGGAGCAACGGGACUCCGGUUGGAGCAACGGGACUCCGGUUGGAGCAACGGGACUCCGGUUGGAGCAACGGGACUCCGGUUGGAGCAACGGGACUCCGGUUGGAGCAACGGGACUCCGGUUGGAGCAACGGGAUCUCCGGUUGGAGCAACGGGAUCUCCGGUUGGAGCAACGGGACUCCGGUUGGAGCAACGGGAUCUCCGGUUGGAGCAACGGGAUCUCCGGUUGGAGCAACGGGAUCUCCGGUUGGAGCAACGAGACUCCGGUUGGAGCAACACGUUCCUUCCAGGUCGGAGCUGAACUCUGGACUCGGUCCGGUUGGUUCCAUCAAACCAGGUCAGGCAGAGACGGAUCCUACAUUCACCCAGGCGGUCUGGACCGACCCGGCAGCUCAUCCCGUCCUGUUAGAAUCAGCCGCCGGCAGCGGCUCCGACCCGCUCAGAGAGAAGAAACCCUGCGUCACAUUUACUCGCCUGUCACAUCGGUUCUUAUCCGACGGACCGAGUGAAGCAGCAGAAACACGAUGGAGAAGCAGCACCAUGAAAUGGUUGCAGAGAGGAUGGAGAGAAACGAGUUUUAGUCAGGUCUCAGACUCCAGUCCAAUCAGAUGUUGAUGCUACGAUUGGCUGGAAUAAACAGGAAGUAGAAGUCCCCCCCAAGCUGAAAGUUGGACUUUUACAUUUAUUCAAAGUUUGGUGCCUCUGCUAAGGCACAGACCCUCAGUUCCCUACGUCUGAUCUUAUUCUGUAAACGGGUUUCUGUCAACUCUUUUCAGAAAACACAAAAACCAA
This is a messenger RNA of Gambusia affinis (western mosquitofish), 2063 nucleotides long. RefSeq lists its product as uncharacterized. NCBI's taxonomy places the organism in Eukaryota, Metazoa, Chordata, Actinopteri, Cyprinodontiformes, Poeciliidae. The record is from RefSeq and is a predicted model, not a curated record. The coding region runs from base 1205 to 1780 and encodes 191 amino acids. The transcript has 2 exons.